CCGCCAUGUUCAAGCUCGCCCGCAGCAGGCAGGUUGCCUCUGCGCUCAAGGCCGUCAAGGAUGCGCCUGUCAUGCAACAGAGACGUAACCUCUCCAUCCACGAGUACCGCUCCGCUAAGCUCCUCGAGUCCUACGGCAUUGGUGUCCCCAAGGGUGAUGUCGCCCACUCGGCUGCCGAGGCCGAGCAGGUCGCCAAGAGCAUUUCUGGCGACGACAUGGUCAUCAAGGCCCAGGUUCUUGCCGGAGGUAGAGGCAAGGGUCACUUCGACAACGGUUUCAAGGGUGGUGUCAGAGUCGUCUACUCGCCCAAGGAGGCUUCGAUCCUCGCAAAUGAGAUGAUUGGACACAAGCUCAUCACAAAGCAGACUGGCGAGAAGGGCCGCAUCUGCAACUCCGUCUACCUUGUCGAGCGCAAGUUUGCCCGUCGCGAGUUCUACCUCGCCGUGCUCAUGGACAGAGCCAGCCAGGGCCCCGUCAUUGUCGCUUCAUCCCAGGGCGGUAUGGACAUUGAGGCUGUCGCCAAGGAGAACCCCGAAGCCAUCAUUACCACAAAGGUCGACAUCCACCAGGGCGUUACCGAUGACAUGGCCAAGACCAUCGCUACCCAGCUCGGUUUCUCCCCUCAGUGCAUCGACGACGCUGCCUCGACCAUCCAGAAGCUGUACAAGGUCUUCAUGGAGAAGGACGCUACCCAGAUUGAGAUCAACCCCCUGUCCGAGACUUCGGACCACCAGGUCCUCUGCAUGGACGCCAAGCUCAACUUUGACGACAACGCCGAGUUCAGACAGAAGCAGGUCUUCGAAUGGCGCGACACCACUCAAGAGGACGCCGACGAGGUCAAGGCUGCCGAAUCUGGCCUGAACUUCAUCAAGCUCGACGGCGACAUUGGCUGCCUCGUCAACGGUGCUGGUCUCGCCAUGGCCACCAUGGACAUUAUCAAGCUCAACGGAGGUCAACCCGCAAACUUCCUCGAUGUUGGUGGUGGUGCCACCCCUGCCGCCAUCAGAAGUGCCUUCGAGCUCAUUACUAGCGACCCCAAGGUUACUGCCAUCUUUGUCAACAUUUUCGGUGGUAUUGUGCGUUGCGACGCCAUUGCUACUGGUCUCAUCCAGGUCGUGCAGUCCAUGAACCUCAGAAUUCCCAUCAUCGCCCGUCUCCAGGGUACCAACGGAGAAGCUGCCCACAAGCUCAUCAACGAGAGUGGCUUGAAGAUUUUCAGCAUUGAUGACCUCCAGAACGCUGCCGAGAAGGCUGUCCAGUUCUCAAAGGUUGUCAAGAUGGCCCGUGACAUCGAUGUUGGUGUCGAGUUCUCUCUCGGUAUUUAAAGGGCAGAUAUUGUGGCUUUGUAGUGGGCGGAUUGUUCCCUUUGGGCGUUUAAUUUGCAGACAGUCAAUCA
Aureobasidium subglaciale EXF-2481 is the source of this 1396-nucleotide messenger RNA. RefSeq lists its product as uncharacterized. Bases 6 to 1325 code for a protein of 439 amino acids. Gene Ontology annotation, molecular function: metal ion binding; ATP binding; succinate-CoA ligase (ADP-forming) activity. The transcript is spliced from 4 exons. The record is from RefSeq and is a predicted model, not a curated record. NCBI's taxonomy places the organism in Eukaryota, Fungi, Ascomycota, Dothideomycetes, Dothideales, Saccotheciaceae. Gene Ontology annotation, cellular component: mitochondrion; succinate-CoA ligase complex. Gene Ontology annotation, biological process: tricarboxylic acid cycle; succinyl-CoA metabolic process.